AGAGACACUGUGGGAUCCCAUCAUUCCAAGAGCAGUUCUCCCCACGAGCUGAAGUUCCUUGGGAAGCAGAUAGCGCUCCAGCAUCAUGAGCCUUUACCACAGCCGAGUGCUUGGAGUGCCACCCUCGGCGCUCAAUUACCCCAAUUCGUCCCUGAUUUACUUGUAUGGAGGCGACGGCGGUACCAUUCUUCCCGCUUUGGGCUUCCUCCCAACUCGGCAGGAAUCUCUGCAAAAACCUCCGUACAGCUACAUUGCACUUAUCGCUAUGGCCAUCAAGAGCGCACCAGACAAGCGCGCAACGCUGAGCAGCAUUUACCAGUUCAUAAUGGACGGCUUCCCCUAUUACCAUGACAACAAGCAGGGCUGGCAGAACUCAAUACGCCACAACCUCUCUCUAAACGACUGUUUCAUCAAGGUACCGAGAGAAAAGGGCCGUACCGGGAAAGGCAGCUACUGGACUUUGGACACCAAAUGUCUAGACAUGUUCGAGAACGGGAACUAUAGACGGAGGAAGAGAAAACUAAAGGGCCAAGAGACUGCAGAGUACAAAACUACUUACAAGAGGAAAAGAGGUCCAGUCUCCACGAACCCGUCAGGACAGGAUAGGAGGCCCAUUCAUAACGUUCCAGCUGAUGCUCACCCGAGGAUGGGUAGGCCUAUGUCAGCUGGAGAUUGGGCUGUGGUGGGCACGGAGGUGGAACAACAACAUAGACAUUUUGAGCAACGUAGUUCAGAUUUAAAACAUGUUCUUGGUGAGUUCAACAAUGUUGGGAUGCAGCAAAGUGCGUCUGUCCAUGGCCAAAAAUGUAAUGUGCAGAAUCAAAUCCAAACUGAAUCCAUGCAGGACAUGUAUGGCACACAAUCAACUGACUCGCUACACGGUCCAAGGUGCAUACCCGUUCAGGAGCACAGGGUCUGUUUGGACACAGCGCAUCUGUCAGGGGCGUCUUCCCUCCUUGCGAGUGAAGCAGACAACAGUAGACUAGCCUUUGAUGGGAGGGAGAAUGGGCCUCCUAUCCUGUCCGGUUGCACGGAGAACUUGAACUCAUCUAUGCUGUGUAGAACAAUGGAAAUUAUACCCACUGUCCCUAGCAGAGCAACGGACAAAUCCAAAGGUUUUAGCAUAGACAGUAUCCUAUCAAAAAAGGGAAACCAAAUGCACAAAAGCAGCGUUGGUGUAACAACAGAGGCAGGCUUGUACCCCCAAAGUCACCAAUUCAAGCUGAUGGGAUUCCCGCUUUGCCGUUACUUAUCGCUCACGUGCCCUGAGAAAGUUCUACAUUUUAAAUAGGCAGAAUGAUAUGCUAAAAAAAUAGGGAAUAUCUGAAUAAUAAUAUAAUGGGAACAUCUCAAAAAUAAACAAUAUAUAUUGCAAGAUAUUACGCGCGAGUGUCACCAUUUUGAUACAGUGGGGAGAAUAAAAAAUGUGAUUAAAAAAUGAUUGCGAUUACUGUUAUUAUAGGCUAACUUCUCUUCCGAUGUGCAGCUGCGUCAUAAAAUACCAUUGCAGUUCCUCUUUCAGUUGAUUUAUCGUCAUGAGAGAACAGUUAAUAAACGCCCAAGAGUGUACGGAUGUUGUUUUAGUAAAUGUAAAUGUUUAGGAAAACUAUGGUUUAUAUGUAGGAGCUCUGAGCUUGUCAUCUGAGUGCCUGCCAUUUGACUGUUGUGUGUGUUAUAUUCUGUGCUGCUUCUCAGAUGUUGAAUUUAGAUGUUAAAGUGGAAAUAGUUUUUAUAGAAGGUAGCUGAAAAAAACUUCUGUAAAAUGUUUUUUUUCCCAUCUUGAAUGUAAAAUAAAAGUGUAAUAAA
Messenger RNA from Oncorhynchus mykiss (rainbow trout), 1806 nucleotides. RefSeq lists its product as uncharacterized. Gene Ontology annotation, biological process: anatomical structure morphogenesis; regulation of transcription by RNA polymerase II; cell differentiation. The record is from RefSeq and is a predicted model, not a curated record. Lineage: Eukaryota; Metazoa; Chordata; Actinopteri; Salmoniformes; Salmonidae. Gene Ontology annotation, molecular function: RNA polymerase II cis-regulatory region sequence-specific DNA binding; DNA-binding transcription factor activity, RNA polymerase II-specific.